Saccharomycopsis crataegensis is the source of this 267-nucleotide messenger RNA. RefSeq lists its product as uncharacterized. NCBI's taxonomy places the organism in Eukaryota, Fungi, Ascomycota, Saccharomycetes, Ascoideales, Saccharomycopsidaceae. Bases 1 to 267 code for a protein of 88 amino acids. The record is from RefSeq and is a predicted model, not a curated record. The transcript has a single exon.
AUGAAUUCUGCUGCUUUGGACGAUGUUAAUAAACGAAUGUGUGCACUUGUAUCUUUCUGCUCUGAUAUCGACAAAAAAUUGGAAGCUCAAAAUAAAGAUGUUAAUGAUCAAAUUGCAUCUCUUAAAACUCAUAUUAACAAUCAAAUUGCAUCUCUUAAAACUGAUGCUAUUGAUUAUCUUGAUCUGGCGCAACAGAAAAACGAUAAUAAUUUCCAGAAAAUAUUACAGCUUCUUCAGAAUAAUGGCAACAAUUCAGAAUCUGCAUAG